AUGCGAAAUAAAAUGGGUAUAAACCAAAUGCCGAUAAACGCGGUGAUGAUGCCGGAGAUGGGGUUGAAGACCGGCAGCGGUGGAACGGCGGCGAAGGGCGGGGCAGCAGCGGCGUCGGUGAAGGAGAAAACGACGUUUGAGUUGAAACUUGAAGGGGGGUUUGAUAGUGGGUCGAAGAUAAAGAUUAUAAAGGAGGUGAGGAUGUUUACUGAUUUGGGGUUGAAGGAGGCUAAAAAGUUGGUGGAGAAAGCUCCUACUAUGUUGAAGAAAGGUGUCGCUAAAGAGGAAGCUGAGAAGAUUAUUGAGAAUAUGAAGGCUAUUGGGGCUAAAGUUGUUAUGGAAUGA
Helianthus annuus (common sunflower) is the source of this 345-nucleotide messenger RNA. RefSeq names its product 50S ribosomal protein L7/L12. The transcript has a single exon. Gene Ontology annotation, cellular component: ribosome. NCBI's taxonomy places the organism in Eukaryota, Viridiplantae, Streptophyta, Magnoliopsida, Asterales, Asteraceae. The coding region runs from base 1 to 345 and encodes 114 amino acids. Gene Ontology annotation, biological process: translation. Gene Ontology annotation, molecular function: structural constituent of ribosome. The record is from RefSeq and is a predicted model, not a curated record.